Aspergillus novofumigatus IBT 16806 is the source of this 4570-nucleotide messenger RNA. RefSeq names its product putative xanthine dehydrogenase HxA. The coding region runs from base 276 to 4307 and encodes 1343 amino acids. Gene Ontology annotation, molecular function: xanthine dehydrogenase activity; iron ion binding; FAD binding. The record is from RefSeq and is a predicted model, not a curated record. The transcript is spliced from 5 exons. Lineage: Eukaryota; Fungi; Ascomycota; Eurotiomycetes; Eurotiales; Aspergillaceae.
CACAGUUCUGAGGCAUUGCGCACAUAUCCUUCAUAUCACUUUAGGUGAUGGAUUCAUCUGCUGCUACUUGAAAUACUAUCACGAAUAUCAUUACCAUUGCUAAUAAUCCGGAUCUCUGUGAUUGUUGAUCCGUCUCUUCUAUCGCCCGCUGGACUCAUGCAUACCAGCUUCUCCGUUUGACUCUAGACAAGCGAAGCUAACGCCUGAGCUGAGAGAGCUCUCCUGAGAGCAUUACAGAUAGAAAAAACAGACUUUGAGCCUCGUUUGAGUCUAUAAUGGCGCCUGGGAUCUUGACGUCGCCGGAGGUGGAGGAGCUGCCUUCCAAGGCUAUAUCCCUGGCCCAGUUGACCGAGGACUGGGAUGACACAAUUCGUUUCUACCUCAAUGGCACAAAAGUCAUUCUCGACAAUGUCGAUCCAGAGCUCACUCUGUUAGAAUACUUGAGAGGGAUAGGGUUGACGGGAACGAAGCUGGGUUGUGCAGAGGGAGGCUGCGGUGCCUGUACAGUUGUCGUGUCCCACAUCAAUCCAACAACCAAGAAGAUCUACCACGCAUCUGUCAAUGCUUGCCUGGCACCGGUGAUAAGUGUGGACGGAAAGCAUGUUAUAACGGUCGAGGGCAUCGGGAAUGUGAAGAAGCCCCACGCAGUUCAGGAGCGGCUGGCGAUUGGAAAUGGCAGUCAAUGUGGCUUUUGUACACCUGGAAUCGUCAUGAGCCUUUAUGCACUCGUUCGCAAUACCCCCGAGCCCUCGCAACAUGCGGUGGAAGAAGCUUUUGACGGGAACCUUUGUCGCUGCACGGGGUACAGACCGAUUCUGGACGCCGCCCACAGUUUCACAGCCACAAGUGUAUGUGGGAAAGCAAGUGCCAAUGGUGGAACAGGUUGCUGCAUGGAGAAACAGAAUGGUGCAGGAGGGUGCUGCAAAGAGUUGUCAAACGAUGAGAGCAACGAUGAGACGGAAUUGAUAUUCCCACCGGCUCUCCAGAAGCACGAGUUUCGACCCGUCGUCUUCGGCAACAAGAAAAAGAAGUGGUACCGGCCAGUCACCCUGCAGCAACUAUUGGAGAUUAAAAACGCACACCCUGCGUCCAAAAUCAUCGGUGGAAGUACGGAGACUCAGAUUGAAGUGAAGUUCAAGGCGAUGAAGUACAGCGCGUCGGUCUACGUGGGCGACAUUCCAGAACUUCGUCAAUACUCUCUCAAAGACGACCAUCUUGAACUCGGAGCCAAUGUCUCUCUCACGGACUUGGAGUCAAUUUGCGACGAAGCGGUUGAAAAGUACGGCCCGGUACAGGGUCAGCCGUUCAAGGCCAUCAAGAAACAACUUCGGUAUUUCGCAGGAAGGCAGAUCAGGAAUGUUGCGUCUCCCGCGGGAAAUCUGGCCACGGCAUCUCCCAUCUCCGAUUUAAAUCCAGUGUUUGUCGCUACUAACACUGUUCUUAUCGCCAAGUCUUUGAGUGGGGACAUCGAGAUCCCUAUGGACCAGUUCUUCAAAGGUUACCGGUUGACUGCCCUUCCAGAAGAUGCCGUAAUUGCGAGCUUGCGUGUUCCGAUCUCGUCCAAACAGGGAGAAUACCUUCGGGCUUAUAAACAGUCAAAGAGGAAGGAUGAUGACAUCGCCAUCGUCAACGCUGCUCUGCGUGUGUCACUUUCUCCAUCGAAUGAUGUGACGAGCGUGAACCUCGUUUUUGGUGGCCUAGCACCUAUGACGGUAUCCGCGCGCAAUGCAGAGUCGUUCUUGGUCGGCAAGAAAUUCACGAACCCUGCGACGCUCGAGGGGACCAUGAGUGCUUUGGAACGGGACUUUGACCUAAAGUUUGGCGUCCCUGGUGGGAUGGCAACUUACCGCAGGUCUCUAGCCCUUGGAUUCUUCUACCGAUUCUAUCACGAUGUGCUCUCUGAGAUUGAGGUCAGAGAUACAGAUAUUGACGAAGAUGUCAUUGCCGAGAUUGAGAGAGCCAUUUCCUCAGGACAGAAAGAUCACGAGUCCUCGAAGGCUUACCAGCAGAGGAUUCUGGGUAAAGCUACGCCUCAUGUGUCUGCGUUGAAGCAAGCUACUGGAGAAGCGCAGUACACGGACGAUAUUCCUGUGCAGAAGAAUGAGCUGUACGGUUGCCUGGUCCUCUCGACCAAGGCUCAUGCGAAGAUUGUCAGUGUCGACACGACAGCCGCAUUGGAUAUCCCUGGAGUCUAUGACUAUGUGGACCAUAAGGACCUUCCUAACCCCAAAGCGAAUUGGUGGGGUGCUCCAAAGUGCGAUGAAGUAUUCUUUGCGGUGGAUGAAGUCAUGACUGCUGGUCAGCCCAUUGGCAUGAUACUUGCAAGCUCUGCUAAAAUUGCCGAGGAGGCUUCCAGAGCUGUGAAGAUUGAGUAUGAAGAACUGCCCGCAAUCCUCACGAUUGAGGAGGCAAUCGAGGCUGAAUCAUAUUUUGAUCACUUCCGCUUUAUCAAGUGCGGCGACACGGAUAAAGCUUUCAAGGAAGCGGAUCGCGUGUUUCAUGGAGUGUCAAGAAUGGGUGGCCAAGAGCAUUUCUAUCUGGAAACUCAGGCUUGCGUAGCCAUUCCAAAACCAGAGGAUGGGGAGAUGGAGGUCUGGAGUAGUACUCAGAAUCCCACAGAAACCCAGGCAUAUGUUGCUCAGGUCACUGGAGUGGCAGCCAACAAGGUUGUGUCUCGAGUCAAACGACUUGGCGGUGGCUUUGGUGGCAAAGAGACGCGGUCGGUUCAACUAGCAGGCAUUUGUGCAACAGCGGCCGCAAAGACGAAACGACCCGUUAGAUGCAUGUUGAAUCGGGAUGAAGAUAUUGUCACCUCUGGGCAGCGCCACCCGUUCCUCUGUCAUUGGAAGGUCGGCGUGACAAAAGAAGGGAAACUCCUCGCACUUGACGCCGACGUGUAUGCCAACGGAGGCCACACGCAAGAUUUGUCUGGCGCAGUUGUGGAAAGAAGUCUCUCCCACAUCGAUGGAGUAUACAAGAUACCAAACGUUCACGUCCGUGGCCGUGUCUGCAAGACAAAUACUGUUUCCAACACAGCCUUCCGUGGGUUUGGUGGCCCCCAGGGCAUGUUCUUCGCCGAAUCCUUCAUGGAAGAAAUUGCGGAUCAUCUUGACGUCCCUGUCGAACAAUUCCGGUUGCAGAAUAUGUAUCAGCCGGGAGACAAGACUCAUUUUCACCAGGAGCUCAAAGACUGGCAUGUUCCCCUGAUGUAUAAUCAAGUACUGGAGGAAAGUGCCUACGCGGAACGCCGCAAAGCCGUGGAGGAGUACAACAAGAAACACAAAUGGUCCAAGCGUGGAAUGGCCAUCAUUCCCACGAAGUUUGGCAUUUCCUUCACAGCAUUGUUUCUGAACCAGGCUGGCGCGUUGGUCCAUAUUUAUCACGACGGCAGCGUCCUGGUCGCCCACGGUGGAGUUGAAAUGGGCCAAGGUCUGCAUACAAAGAUGACAAUGAUUGCAGCAGAAGCGCUUGGUGUUCCCCAGUCCGACGUCUUCAUCUCGGAGACAGCUACAAAUACUGUCGCCAACACAUCCUCUACGGCAGCGUCCGCCAGUUCGGACCUCAACGGCUAUGCCAUCUUCAACGCAUGCGAACAGCUGAACGAGCGCCUGCGUCCGUACCGUGAGAAGAUGCCCGGGGCCAGCAUGAAGGAGCUCGCCCAUGCAGCCUACUUCGAUCGGGUCAACCUCUCCGCCCAGGGCUUCUACCGUACCCCCGAUAUAGGGUACAUCUGGGGAGAGAACAAGGGUCAAAUGUUCUUCUACUUCACGCAGGGCGUGACAGCCGCGGAGGUAGAGAUUGACACUCUAACCGGUGACUGGACGCCUCUGCGCGCCGACAUCAAGAUGGACGUCGGACGCACCAUCAAUCCAUCCAUCGAUUACGGGCAGAUUGAGGGCGCUUUCAUCCAAGGCCAGGGCCUCUUCACCACUGAAGAGAGCCUUUGGCAUCGUGCCUCGGGCCAGAUCUUCACCAAGGGCCCUGGAAAUUACAAGAUCCCUGGCUUUAGAGACAUUCCACAAGUCUUCAACGUCAGUCUUCUGAAGGAUGUCGAGUGGGAGAACCUCCGCACCAUCCAGCGGUCACGGGGUGUUGGUGAACCACCGCUAUUCAUGGGCAGCGCUGUCUUUUUUGCUAUUCGGGAUGCUCUCAAAGCUGCGCGCAAGCAGUGGAAUGUCAAUGAAGUGCUUAGCUUGCAGAGCCCGGCUACGCCCGAGCGCAUUCGGGUCAGCUGUGCGGAUCCCAUCAUUGAGAGAGUGAGGGUCACGCCUCGAGAAGGAGAGAAGAGUUUCUUCGUCGCGAUUUGAUUGUUGUCUAUGGAUGAGAGGGAGGGGUUAUGAUUACGACAUUUUGGCUACGCAUGGCAUUAAGGCUUCUGCUUCUUGUUAUAUUCCCGGGCACAGAUCUACAUAUAUUGCAUGUUGUGACGCUUGUACAGCGAUGAUAGUAGUGUAUGAAUGACGCGGCGCAGCGAUCUGCAUUUUUAUCGUAUUUGAAUAUUCUUUAUAUUCAGUUUAAUGUCUCAGUAUGUUGAUUAUCUUGUGAAAUCUAGACUGAAGGGAUGACAUCU